Messenger RNA from Tyto alba (common barn owl), 6500 nucleotides. RefSeq names its product FAST kinase domains 5 (gene FASTKD5). The coding region runs from base 3789 to 6263 and encodes 824 amino acids. Gene Ontology annotation, molecular function: RNA binding. Gene Ontology annotation, biological process: regulation of mitochondrial mRNA stability; mitochondrial RNA processing. The transcript has 2 exons. NCBI's taxonomy places the organism in Eukaryota, Metazoa, Chordata, Aves, Strigiformes, Tytonidae. The record is from RefSeq and is a predicted model, not a curated record. Gene Ontology annotation, cellular component: mitochondrial matrix; ribonucleoprotein granule.
GCGAGCGGGGCAGCGCGGGUUGCCGCCGCCCCGUUUUCCCCCUCCUCCGCGCCGCCCCACUCAGCUGGGAAGGGGGGAGGACGGGACAACGGCUCAUGCGCGAAACCCCCUUCUCCCCAGCGCCAGGCCCGGGCGCGUGUAGGUGUACGUAUCCUAUAGCUAUAGGUACGGCCGUGGGGGUGAGCAGCGGGGCGGCAAACCUGUCAGCGUGCGCUUCCCGCUUCCCGGGCCGGCGGGGGCUUCGUGGGAGGGGAGGGAAAACAAAACAACAGCAGAAAGAAAAAAAAAAAAAAACCAGUUAAAAAAAAAAAACAAAACGCGACGGGUUCGCACUCUGACGUCACAAGCCGUCGAGGUGGGGGGAAAAGAGCUCAUUUUGUUUUUCUCUGCAGCUUCAGGCACAGGUGGUACCUGCGGGGCUCUUGGCCAAAACGAGCUGGUUUGCCCCCAGCAUCGCCCUGCGCGGAUCCGAAGUCCCUGAUGCCGAGAUACCCGGGGGGGGGGAGCGGCCCGGCGCGCUGCCGGGGCGGGCGGUCUCUUAGCACUAACCCUCUCGAGAGUUUUCCAGUGCUGCUGAAAGUCCCUCGGAGCAUUUCAGCGGGUCUGGGAGGACAGACAGCACUUCAGGGAGCACCGAGAUCCCCUUUCGCGGAGCUGAUACGCUGAAAGCGGGUGGCAUCCCUCCAGGAAUGUUGUUUUCCUGGGUGCUCAGCUCACGCUCAGCUGUGCAGUUGCGCUCUUGGCCGAGAGCUCGGCUGCAAGUGUGACACGCAGGCACGUCCACAAAGACGUUUCCAUCCCAGAGGACCUCCGCAAAGUGCAUUCACAGCCUGCAGGGCCCAGCUCCAAAAGUCGCUUUCUGGCUGGCUUUUUGGAGUCACUGGAAGUGAAAUUUCUGGAGAGAUUUGCCCAGAGGUGGGAAGGAAUUUGGCUGUGUACAAAUGAGAAGUGCAGUGGGAGGAGGAAGGAAGGCUGAUUACUCAGGGUAGCGGGAAGAGAGGGAAAUCAAGGAGAGGAGUUAGAAGAGAAAUGCUGUAGAAACUUUAAAGAUCACAAAGAUUUAGAAUGGGGGUGGAAAGUCCUGGGUAAAAGGCUACUUGGAGCCAGCCUGUUCCGUGAAGUAUCUUCACCCAUGCCAACCUUGCUCCCCUGUGCGUGGUCUUCUCUCUCUUUUUUUUGUUUUCUUUUCUGGCUUUAGAGCAAGGGAAGAGGGAAACAUUCUCUUUACUGAAUAGCUUCCUAAAUGCGUCACAGUUUAACGCGAAACUACACAGGCAGUGUUCUUAGCAGCGGGCGAUGUUCGCCUUCGGCGUGCGAACAUUGCGACUCUGAUUUUCUGUCUUGGAAGUGGGGCUGCCGUCGCUGAGAGGGGUGUUUCUGGUAACAGCAGGGUGCUGAAUUUUGUAGGUAGUACCACCUUUCAGCAGCAAAUAGAAGUUUUAAAUGAACGGUCUAUCUCGCGGCAGUGCUCGCCUGUUUCUCAAUAAUAGAAAAACAGAAGACAUGCAAAGUAGAGUCAGACAAGCGAGUCUCGGAAAGACUAGGUCAGAUAAACCUCCUCCUGUCUGAGAUCGUCUUUGCAGCUUGAACCAGCCCCUCUAAGUGUUCUUUGGGACAAGCUCUGCAGGGUGCUAGGAGUGGAGAUGACACCGGAGGAGAUGAGGUCUCCUUCCCCUGGUCACCGUGCAGAUCUGAGCCUUCCCCACUUCACAGCUGCCUGUCUCCAGCCCCGUGAAGACGGCAUCUGUCACUUGCGGCUGGUUCAGGCUGGACAUCACAGCCAGUAGAGCCAGAAAUUAUAUUUUCACCGAAUGUUUCUUUGUGCUAAAUGAGAGAGCAUUGAAAUCCAGCUCCUGCUUGCUGCCGCUGACGGCUUUGUGAGGCUGAGGCCAUGCUGCAGCAUCACAGCUCUUGGCUUGGAUUUUCCUGUCCAGGUUCUGAGGGUCCUUUUCCUCAGAAGGGAUAGAACCUAAUCUGCACCAGGGGACUGCCUUGUGGUGUGCUUUGAGAUACAAAUAAGGUGCCCAGCAAGCUCAGCAGCAUCUCACAAUAUCUAUCAGCCAUUUGCUAGUCAUCUUAAAAGCACAUGGGCCUCUUUCUUCUACGCUCCUUGUGUGGCUGUCUCUGGAAAUCUUAAUUGCAUUUUGCCUUCCCUGUUUUUCCCUCCAGAGCCUCACGUUCUCAACCCAGGUUGCUUUUUUCACCUCUCCUGCUGGGAUGGCUGAGAGGGUUACUGCUCUGGCAGCUUCUCACCCACCAGCUGACAGCUGCUGCCCCCAAGCUCUGCCCGUGAGGCAGAGGAGGCGAGAUCUCUUCAGCUGCCUCAGUGCGAGUCGAUGCAGUUGAUCCCAGAGGGCUGAAUUGAACCACUUGACUUUGCACUGGAGCAGGUUGGGAGCGCUCCCAUGCCAACUCUGUGCUGAGAUCCUGGCCUCGGACAGAAGCUGAGCCCCAACAAGACAGAGGUAAAGCUACCUGGUGAGAGAACAGUCUGCAGAGAGCAGCAGGCUGCUUGUGCCUGUGCCAGAUCAGAGCCAUCUUGCCUGCCUGUCUGCUCCUCUUAGUGCUUUUGCUGCCAUGAGAGAGUUCGGGGUGCACAAGAGACAGCCAAGGCGGCUGCAGGGAACCACCCCUGCGACGGGCAGCACCUCACCUCUGGCACCAAGAGGGAGCAAAGACCAUCACUUUGACUCUCCCUGUCCUCCCUCCCUUCCCAUCUCAUCCUUCCUUGUGAGGAGCUGAUGCUUCACCGUUGCAAUGUAGGAAUAGAUCAUCUAAUGGGUCACAAGAUGGGGGGAUUCUUAUACUCACAGAAAAAAAAAAAAAUUCCACCUUAUGUUCAGCUAGAGCUGCUUGCUCCCAUCCUGCUGCAGCCCUCCCUCACUCAGGUAUCCUGAAGCCACAGUGUUCACCCCCCCUCUUCUUCCCCCAAGGUAUCCAUUUUGCUGCUGCAAAACUGAGUUUGCCUGCACCACCAGGACAUCUUGAUCUAGCCCUAACCGGGAAGCUGCAUGCAUAAGCAGAGCUCAGAGGGAUGCCUGUAAAGGAUUUAUUUCCCCCAUGUGGGGAGCACAGAAGCUAAUGCGUCUUGUAGUGGCAGCGUCUCUGCCAGGCUUUGGCUUUCCCGAUUGCUCGGAGCCCCGUGGUAGUGAGAGCACAGGGGACUUUAAAGAAUUUGAAAGUGGUUGGUAUCGUGCAUCUUUGGGGUUGGCCAGAUGUGGUGGGAUAUGGGUGUGUUGCACAGAGAGCUGACCUGGUGCUUUUUUUAAAUCAGCAUCUGAAUCAUCGUAAACAGGCUCGUUUGGCAACUUGUGCAGGCUGGCAGCACGCAGCUUAACUCCUGACAAAUUUCUCAUUCUCACCCUCUGUGCUGUAAAUGGUUUAGGCAGGAGUUAGGAAGGCAGGAGGCAUUUUUAAGCUUUCUGUACCCUAAAACUAUGGGAAACGCUCCCAAGUCUGAAGUGUAGAGUUCUGUUCCCUCUGGUUCUCAGCUCGGGAUGUAGCAUCUCACAAUGAUUUGUCUUACUCGUUCUCCCACUUUGUUCUAGGGCCGCAUUUCACCUAAUCUUUAUCUUCAGGUUAUGGGCCAGCUUUCGCUCUGUGGACUGGUUUUGCGGAGGCUUUGCUCGCAGCCUCCACGUACUGUUUCCAAGUGCAAAGAGCAGUGCGGCACCCUGGAUAUUUCAACUUCUCGGGUGGUGGUUGGUGUUUCAGAUCAUGGUGACCAAAGUAGCAGAAUGCUCUGUUUUGUACCUGGAAGCAGUUCUGACCCCAGUAAAUUGUGAUCCAUGGCUACCGUGCUAAUAUGCCGAAGAUUUCCAAGACUGAGCAGGGUGACUACGUUUUCGACUACAGCCAAGUACAAGGCCGAGAGCGGAAGCAGCGAAAGUAAGCAGAAAAAGGAAGAGAACCCAGAAACAGCCAACACCAGAACCGAAUCUGCGGCUACAAUCCAGCUGCUGAGUCCACUGGACUACAGAGUAUUGUAUAAUCCAUCUGCCUAUACCAAAAGCAGAGCUGCGUCCCAGCAGCAUGCUGCUAGGAACAGUGGCCAGGCUCUCGGUGACACUUUCACCAGCCCUGGCACCGCGCAGGUUCAGCAUACAUUCAGUUCUGCCUCUUCUCAAGCUUUGCCACCCCUCAGAAAUGCUCUGCCAAAGCUCGUGUCCAAACCACUCCCUGAGCAGACCGUCUCGGCGCACCUCUCGGUGGCCCAAAUCAAGGAGGAAGCAGAAAUGGAAAAAACAGAGAUGCAUGACUCCAAGGAGGACCCUCGCAUGUUUCAGAAGGGGAGGCCUGAAUACAGAUCUCUCAGCUAUGACAAGUGUGAGCCAGUAGAGACCCUUCCUUUAGAAGAAGGUGACUUGAUUUUACACAGUGUGGCUGUAUGCAAGGGCAGCCAGAGCCCAGGAACUAUCACAGAUUAUUUUCACAAGCUGAGUUGCUUGCCAGUGGAACAACAUGCAGCACUGGUGUCGGAACCCAGGUUUAAUACCUUGUGUCACUGGGCUGUCAAAAACAUGGGGUUGUUCAGCACUUCAGAUCUCAUUGCUAUUUUAAAGGCUUGCGUUCGUUUGGUUGUUCCACCCACCCACCCUCUGCUGAAUGCGUGCGAGAACGAAUUCUGCCGGCGGGUGUGGGACAUGAACCUGGACCAGCUGCUGCUGGUGGCCGAUUGCUGGCGCUGUCUGGAGCGUAGCGUGCCUUCCUACCUGAGCAUUUUGUUCAGCUGUGUCAACGUGAAGUGGAAAGACCUGGCUUUGCCCCAGUUUGUCCAGCUCGUUUAUAUCAUAGGUGAAGGCCGGCGGUCACCCAUGGACUUGAUGCAGAAGGUGGAGAGCAUGAUUUUGAAGUACUUGGACUCCUUCACCUUGGAGGAGGUGGGUGCUAUCUGCUUAGGGCUUUUCAAGUCCCUCAGUGGUAUCUCUCACCACGUCAUGAAAAAAAUUGCAGACAGAGUAUACCUGCAGAUGGGAGACAUGAGCACUUAUGCUCUGGUGAACGUGCUUAAAAUACUCCGCUACACCCGCAUAAACCACUUACCCCUCUUGAAGGAACUUGGGAAGGUUAUUCCCGCUCGGAUUCCUACAACAAACAUCCAGGGCAUCAUGCACAUCACUCUUACUUGUUCAUCCCUACACUACUUUGACGAAGGCAUUAUGGCUGCUGUAGCCAUGUCUUUGCCUUCCAAGGUGACUUUCUGCCGAAGCAAAGAUGCUGCCAAGUUCUUGUGGUCGUUUGGAUGCUUGGACUAUGAACCUCCGAACGAGGAGGAGUUUUACUCCAGCCUGAUAGAGCAGAUGCAUAGAAAACUCCAUGAGUUUGGGAAGUUUCCGGAGCAUCUCCUUACUGGUUUGCUUGGCCUGGCGUUUGUCAAACGCUUCCCAGAGGAGCUGAUAGACUAUGCUUUGAGGGAUGAGUUUGUCCAGAAAACGAGAGAUAGUAAAUAUGAGCUCAAAAAGGACCUGUUCACCCUUGGUAAGAGUGUUGAAAUUGAGUGCCCGAGCUACCAAGGCAGCCACCUUUCCCCUCAGCUUUAUCAGGAGAUCACUGAGAUGGUUUUGAAUUUUGCGGAGCAAGAAAUCUAUGUCAGGCCUGAAAUUGUGGAAGCCACGUCUCUUCUCAAGAGCAUGUUAGGUGGCCCAGAGUAUGUGAAGAGCCACAUGAUCCUGCCUCACACGAGAUCGAGUGAUCUGGAGGUUCAUUUGGCCAUGGAUGGACGUCCCAUCCCUUUCAACUUAAAAGACCCUAUUGCAGAUAAGUACCCAAAAGACAUCGGGGUUAGUCUAACGGAUGACUUAAUGACUCAGCUUAUAAAAGGGAGCUCUAAUAGCCAGUCUCCUGUGAAAGUGGAAAAUGAAGCCAGGACUCCCGGUCAGGAGGGAGGGGAAGAAGCACUAACACCACGUGCAGGGGAUCACGCUGCACUUUCAGGUGGAGCUCCUACUGCAGGCGGCAGAUCGCAAGCUGAGCCUAAAUCGGGGCGCUGUCUUGAAACCCCGCCAUCUCUUACACUUCAUCCCCAGCCUUGGGGGGUGAAGCUGGCUAUUCAGGUGUCCAACCGAAACCACUACUGCUACUGCUCCAAGCGGCUCUUGGGGCUGCACCGCUUGAAACGGCGGCAGCUGCAGCAGCUGGGGUACGUGGUGGUUGAGCUUCCCUUCUGGGAAUGGUUCCCUCUGCUCAAACGCACGCGUUUGGAGAAACUGAGCUACCUCCACUACAAAGUGUUUGACCCAGCGCUGCUUAGCAGGGCUGGCUAGUCUGAUGUAGUGCUUGCUCAGAGGCUGACACGGCCUCCCAGAUGCAUCUCUCUUUCUGGUUACUGAUUAAAAUGGCCUCCGAGUGUUGGUUAAGUUUUUGGCAGGUGCUCUGUGUGCUUGGGCUGCCUUGCUAUGUUAGCCAGUUCUGCUCUGCUGACAGUCAUAUGUCCCGCGCUUUCCUUUUGUGUGUAGAUCCUCAAAUGCUUCCGCGACAAAUAAAAACUACUGUCCUAUUAA